AGAUCAAGGAUGCACAAUUAAAACGAAGGCAGUCUUCAAGACUCUGCUGAGCAAAGGAAGAGCCAUGGCAACAGCAAAGUGCAUCCCUGAUUAUCCUCACCUAAGAAGCAGAAGGAGGCAUGAUAUCCAGGAGAUGCUGACAGAAGUGGGACUGUCUGUUGACUAUUGGCUGCCUAAGCUUCAGGAAGACCUAGGUGUGACCUCUGCCCAGGCUUUACAAUAUUUAGACAAAAGAGACCUGCAGAAGCUGAAGUCCCAGGUAAAACACACAUGGGAGAAAAAGGCUCUGGAGAAGCUGUUUGACCUCUCACAGCCAACUAGUGUUGCAGAGCUGCAGGAGACUCCAGAGGAGAUGAUAAAGAACAGGCAGAGGCAGGCAGGACAGGCACUGCAGGAUCUGAAAGCCUUCCAGUCAGAAGGGAAGCACAGAGAAGAAGAGGCAGUGAGGAGAAAAGAAGCAGAGCUGAGGCAAGCACUGGAAAUCCCAGAGGAGUGCUGGCCAGUGCCUGAAGUGCCCCUAAAAGACAUCACUGAAAUAAUGGAGAGACAUCUCAGUCACAUGGAACAGACCCUGGCUCACAGUCAAAACCUCUCAGAUAGAGACCUGAUAAGAUGGGCAUCUGGAGGGCUGGCCCUGCAGGGAAUUUAUAAGACCAGCCACCAAAGAAGCCUAAUUCAGAAGAAAGAAGAGCUACUCAGUGUCUCUAAGCAGUUCUCACUUGUUGGCCCAGAACAAGGCACAUGGAUAGAAACAAAGGAAUUUUCAUCUUUUCAAGAACAAGCCAUGUUUACACAGACUAUAGAGAUGCUGGGUUUCAGUUCAAACUCCUUGGUUAAAGGCAAAGGUUGGGGACUUAGUCUAGAAGCUGGUAUGGAUCAAAACAAACAGACAGAAUCUGAGGAUACCCAUCAGUCAUCUUCAGAGCAAUCAUAUUACUGUUCAGCCAAGUUCAGGUACAUCCCAUUGGCCACCUGCCAUUUUCACAUCAAUCAUCUUCAGCUCUCCAAGGCUGCUCUCCAGGAACUAAAAAGUAUUGAAGAACUCCUGGAGCAGACUACACACCCAGAUGGAUUCCUUUUACUGAGACACAGGACUGAAAACUUUUUCCACAGGUUUGGCUCUCAUGCUAACCAAGGCCCACUUCACCUUGGGGGAAUCUACUGUUGGAAAGCCAUUUCAGAAGGUUUCAGCAGUGAGCAAUUAGCUGAUGUAAAGCAGCAAGCAGAAAAGUCUUUGAAUAUUUACAUAAGGGGCAGCUAUAGUGGCUUUGGAGUUAAAGUUGGUGCAAAUGUAAAUAUGAAAGACUCACAUUCAAAAACAGCAGCUGACAGUACAAAUCAUCAAAACUUACAAACCAAGGUGCAACUAUCUGUAGCCCAGACAGGUGGACCAGCAGAAGCAGAUGGAAUCACCCAGUGGACAGCUGGUCUUGUAGCUAGCAAUAAAACCUGGUCUGUCAUUGAUAGGAGACUCCAGUUGGUACCUAUUUGGGACAUCAUCUUGUCUAGUCACAGAACUGAUUUUAAGGACGCCCUUCAAGUGGCUAAAUGCCUAAAAGACAACUACACUGCUCUGACUGGAGUCGCUGCCCAGAUUCAAGAAGGAGAAGAAUUUCUUACUGCUAGAAAAGAAGCUAAGCUUUUCCUAGAGGAUGUGAAAUGCUGGGAGGUUUCAGAUCCCGAAGAACAGCUUAGUAAGUUAAUAGAUUUUAUGCAAACAUUGAGUCAAAAAAUAAAAAGUUACAACAUUUGGGUUAAUACAUGUCUCACAGAUUGGGAUCUGCAGAAUUUUCUAAUAAACACUGUCAACUUCUGCAAAAAUUCACCCACUUACAAAACUCACUUUAUUAAAUCUCAGUUGUGCAGCCUUCUAGAACCUCAUGUCUACAAAGUGACAAACUUUCCUCAGGCGCAAUCCAUCAUACAGUGGAUCAAUCAGUCAGAGUCAGAGGAAGAGCAAGUCGAAAUCACCUCAUUUUCUGAAUUCAUUAAGACCUUAAAGAAAGCACACAAAAACCUGAUGGAAGUGAAUUUCAAAAGUGAGUCCCCAGAAACAGUAGAAGUAGUGAAAAGAACAGCUACAUAUGAGGUCACCACAGCUCUCAGCUCCUUCUUGAAGUACCUCAGAGAAACAGACCAGCCAGACAUGCAGCUGCUGCUACUCUCCAUUGCAGCUGGUGCAGGUUAUCAAUUGGUAAACAGUGUUUUUCAGCAUCUUCUGGGGUGUGAUGAGUUAAACUUCCUCUUGGAUCAAAUGCAAAGUAACCAACACAAAUACCAAGAGCUUAAGAAUAUUUGCAAUUACAGAGCCCAGGCAUUCCUGGUACUCACAUCUCUAAGAGCCACAGUUGAAAUCACAGAUAUUUCUACAGAAGAGAAAAGUCAGCGUUUGACAUUGAUAAAACAACAUAUGGGGAAAUUGUUGUCUGAAGAAGUUGUACAUGUUCUCACAAAACAUGGAGCACAUCAUGACUGGGAAACUCUGGAGAAUGAUUUAAGAUUGCUCAUUGAUGGGGAGUAUAAAGCCACCACCCCUUCUUUACAAAUGGAUGAGGUAAAAAAACAAUUGCAAAGUCUCUACCAUGAAAAGAAACAGACUUAUAAACAACAAAGUAAUGAAAACAACACAAAGGAAAUGAUAGAAAAUGGACCUUUCCUAGACUUGCUCCAACGUCUAGGUCUAGACCAUUACUAUCCAAAAAGGAUGAGCAGAGCUGACUUCCACCUGAUCUAUAAGACCUCUGUGUACAAUUCACAGCCAAGAUCUGAAAAGGAGCUUCCAUUCUAUUUUCUACAAAAGCUACUGAUGUUGGAUUAUGGGUUGAGACAUCUUGUCUUCAAAGAUGAUGAAAACAUAAAAAAACAGAUCUCCGUCGGCUGCUCCAAUCAAGAAAAUGAAGAUUUUGAUCCAUAUGAAGAUGUCAUUAAAGGCAAUGACAGUCUUAGCUAUCCUUCAGUCACUGAGUCCUGGUCCCACAUUCAUCCAAUGGAUAUCCAGAUGGCUAUUUUACACUGUGCAGAUUAUCUUGCCAGGCAAUAUAUUUUGUCGAAACUUUCUAUUUGUCAAUAUGCCCUCCCCCUUGUGGUGCCAAAUCCUAAUUCUUCUCAAAUCGAAUUCUUUCUCUGGUCUCUCAGACAAAUUAGGAGGAGUUGGCAAGAAUCAAGUGCGUCACCACAGGACAAAAGCUACAGUCACAAGAAUCAGCAGAUGUGUAGUGUCUCUACCCCCCUUGUGUCCUUCAUUAGAGUUGGAAAUGGCCUCUCUGCUUCCAAAUCUCAGAUCAUGAACUCUCUCCUCAGUAAACGUAAGCAUGAUGUGUUUUUUCACAGACACUGCAGAGGAAGCAGCAAACACUGUCUCUUGAUGGAGGGAGUGGUAGAAAUCUGCUGGUUCUGUCCUGGAGGCCUUGAUGAUGACUUAUUUGACAAGUGUCUGACCUUCACCAAUCUUCAUGGAGAUGCUAAGGAACAUAGACAACAACUCAGCUUCCUGCAAGAUGUCUCUUCUCUUAUUGUGAUCCUCAUGUCAGCUUCUGAUAACAAUAAAGAAAAUCAAAAGCUAGUCAGACACCUCUGUCAGUCAUCAACACCUUUGAUCUGCUUGAUUGAUGACAAAGAAAAGGCCGUAGCAAAUAAUUCUGGUAAAAGAAUGAGAAUUGGCAUCAAGAAUAGAAAUGAAGCAGAAUUAACAGAGGAGCUCACCAAUGCCAUCAAACUUUUGCUAGAGUUCUCUAAUACUGCUCUCAGUUUGAAUGACUGUUCAAAGACAGCUAGAAAACAAGGAUUCCUUGUUGAUGAAGACCAGAGAGACUGCAAGGAAGCCAAAGAAAAGGCACAGACUAUAAUGGCCCUCCUGGAGGAAUACAAGUUAUCUCAGACAAAAGAAAAUUUACUACCCCUUCAAGGACAACUUUGGCACCUUUGGUGUAAGAAAGACAAAGAGUUCUAUCAUCUGAGAGAAAAGGGGAAUCGGAGCAUUGAACAACAUAAGAGUGAAAUUGAAACAGAUAAAAGAAAAAUUCGGCGUCAGCAAUUGGAAAAAGCCUUUCCUCUUAAUGAUUUAAUGCGCUCUGUUCUCGAACUCCUCCAAGACUAUUCAGAAACCCAUCACAAACUCUAUUUUUUGCAAUGGCUGACUCUGUUUUUUGACAACCUGACUAUAGAACACCUGGGAAAGUUACAUGAAAAGCAGGGUUUUUUGUGGUUAAUGGUACAAAGAGAAAAGCAAAGAGCACAGAAAAGCAACUCCCUGACUCACUGGCAGAAGCAGAUAGAAGCCAUCUCCACAGAGAUUCAGGACUGUACUUUAGGAAUUGAGCACCUUCUCCGAGAAGCUGGCCAGAUCUAUGAAGCUCUGGAAGAAACUUCCUCCUCUAGAGAUAGCUUUUUUCUCUGCCUCCCGCAAAUUGCUGCAGACCUGAUGAUAGCUGGUGUUCCCAUUGAGCUAAUGGAUGGAGAUGCUUCAUACGUGCCUCUAAAGUGGGUAGCAGCUAUUUUUGACAAAAUCUCAGAGAAAGUUGGAGACAAAAGGCUGUUUGUUCUCUCUGUCCUUGGCCUGCAGAGCUCAGGGAAAUCUACCCUGCUGAAUGCCCUGUUUGGGCUGCAGUUCACAGUCAGUGCAGGCAGGUGUACCAAGGGGGCCUACAUGCAACUCCUAAAGGUGGAAGAGAAAUUCACAGAAGAACUUGGCUUUAAUUUUGUGCUUGUUGUAGACACAGAAGGACUUCGGGCUCCAGAACUCAACAAUAAAUCUCAUAAUUGGGACCAUGAGUUGGCAACAUUAGUCAUUGGCCUUGGAAACCUGACUCUGAUCAAUAUUUUUGGGGAGAAUCCAUCAGAGAUUCAGGACAUCUUACAAAUAGCUGUUCAAGCAUUUCUGAGAAUGAAACAAGUAAAAAUCUCCCCGAGUUGCUUCUUUGUCCAUCAGAAUGUGGGAGAAGUUACAGCAAAAGACCAGACUAUGGAAGGACGAAGGAGACUGGAACAGAGACUGGAUGAAAUGACAGCAUUGGCUGCUGAGUUGGAAGAGUGCUCAAACAUAACCCGCUUCAGUGAUGUCAUUAAGUUUGAUGCCAAUAGUCAUGUCUACUACUUUGCUCACCUAUGGGAUGGUAAUCCUCCAAUGGCCCCUCCCAAUCCUCGCUAUAGCUACAAUGUCCAGGAACUAAGGAAUGCAAUUCUUUCGACUGCCCAACAGGAAUCUAGGGGAAGGAUCUUGAAAAUCUCAGAUGUUAAAUUCCGAGUUCAAGAUUUGUGGAAAGCUCUUAUCACUGAAAACUUCAUUUUCAGUUUCAGGAACACCCAAGAGGUCAUAGCCAUGAGCAAACUGGAAAUCAUGUAUAACCACUGGACCUGGGAGCUGAGGAGUCAUGUGUUGGACUUACACAAUCAGCUGACCAAUCAGAUUCAAAAUGGGAUAAUCCUGACACUCACAUCCAAUUUACUAGAGGAACCACUUAGCAAGAAAUAUACAACCAUUAAACAAGAAUUUGACAAGUAUUUUGAAGAAGACCCAGAUAGUGAAAUACUGGUUCAAUGGAAAGCAAAUUUUGAACAUAAACUACUAAUACUUAAGGAUGCGCUUAUUUCAGACACCAGAAGGAAAUGCAAUGAACAUAUUAGUCUUAAAAAAAGCCAAGAAAUACUAGAUAACCAAAAGUCACAAUAUGAAAAUGAAUUGUUAGAGAAGAGCCAAAAGUUAGCUUUAAGUCUGAAGGGUAAGGAAUUAAGUGACGAUGAGUUGCAUGAGACAUUCAAUAAACUUUGGACAAAAUGGAUCUACAGUGUAUCUUCAAAUGUUCCUUGUGUCACAGAGCCUAACAUUGAUUUGGAUUCUGAAAAUAUCCUUCUUGAAUAUUUCAAGAAGGACAAAAAUAUUGCAGAAAGACUAAAAAUAAAGUCUGGAGAACCAUUUGAAAUCAUGUAUGAGAAACAUAUCCAAAUGAAAAAAAAAUAUCAUAUAAUUACAAAGAGUUUAGAAGCCCAUCAUAAAGAAUCCAUCAAUAAGACUACUAACAACAUUCAUUUAAAAUUUAGUGAAACAAUUAAAAAUAUUUGGAAACAAAAGCGUGAUUACAGUCAGAAUUACUUUCAUGAAAUUCUUAGGAUCAUAGAAAAUGAGCUGAAAUCUGAACUCUGUGAGGACUACACAUUGACCAGAGACUACAACAUUGACUUAUCCUUGUACUUAUUUCAAAGAGCAUCCAAGAGUUUCAAGGAAAUGCAUGAGGCAUUCAAGAGUGCGAAUGACCCUGUGAACUAUCUGGAGAGAAAGAAAGAUGAUUUCUUUAUGAGUUUUAAGAUCUCCUGCCAAGGUGCCACCUCUAUCACAUCCUUUGUUGACUUCCUAUGGCUCAAGCUCACUCCUGCUAUCUCUGCCACCAUAUGGGAAAUGAUGGGUCCUAAAGUUGCUGGAGACAUGCGAGCCACCUGCCCUGAAUUCAAUGGAAACAGAGCUAACUUGGAGAAACAUAUUCUCUACUCUCUAGCAGAAGAAGAAAAUUUUGAUAAAUACUGGCAAUACCUUCAUCAUCCUGAAUCAUUUUUCAGGCAAUACAUUAGAGAUCACAUUACAAGAUACUGUUCAGAAAAAGAAAGUAAAAAAAUAAAGACUUUUUUAAAAAUAAUUUUAGGUGACAUCAAGAAUACCAUCCUGUCUGCCAUUCAUGAGUCCACAGCAGUAGCUAAAAAUAAAGGCAGCACUGCAUCUGGCUGGCUGGAUUUGUUCUGUGACCAUCUAGGGAGCAAUCUGAUCUUCCCAAGAAGAGACCUGGUAAGCAUCGAGCACCAGGAGAUAACAGAUAUUGAGUUUCUCAAAGAAGCCAUGAGCACAGCUUUAGAUCCUGCAAUGAGGAAAGUAGAAGAGGACUGCUCAAGUAAGCCCAUGAAUGAAAUGAUCUCUGACAUUGAGAAAAUUCUCUCUGAACAUCUGUGUGGCUGCUGGAAACAGUGUCCUUUUUGUAAUGCAAUUUGUACAAACACCAUUCCUCAGCAUGAUGGAGACCACAGUGUGCCAUUCCACCGUCCUCAGGCUGUCCGUGGUUGGCACUGGCAUAACACAGACCAAUUUGUAAUUGAUUGCUGUACCAGUUCAGUAGCAAGUGAUUAUUCAUUUCGUUUAGAUGGUGGCUCCAAGUGGUACCCAUACAAGAAAUAUCGAGAUGUAGGAGGUGAUUUUGCCACAUGGAGCAUCACCCCAGACUCAUCUACCCAGCCAUAUUGGAAAUGGUUUGUCUGUCAUUUCAGAUCAAAUCUAGAAGUGAAGUAUGGCAAAAAAUUUACAAACAUAGGUAGUAUUCCAGGUUUAUGGACCAAAAUCACAAAGCAAGAUGUCCUAGAUGACUUAAACAAAUAUUAAUUGCCACAAACAGAACACUUGACAGGCCACAGUAAUUUUGCUUUAACCAAGGGAGCUUAAUGGAGAACACCAUGCAGGAAGAGCUGCAGUGGGAAGAUGUGCUUCCUUGAGAUGACUCACUCUAUUGGGCAAUUUUCCUGCAGAUCAAUAUGAAGACAAACUUUCAUAAAAUAAGAUUGUUUCAAUGAAUUAAUGAUUUUAUGGAAUUCCUGAUUUGAUGGAAAUAGUUUUUAGGGAGUUAGAAUAAAUGAUAGAAAGUUUAAGGAAAUGGCUUAAGUUGUUUUGCCAGAUAGAUAUAGUAAGGUUAGAAUUAAGAGCAAAACAUGCUCCCUCCCUUGAAGAAUAGUAAGGGCUGUAUAGGUUAGAAAAGGAGUACAGUGAGCUUUCAUGCAUUGUGAGUAUGUAAUUGUGCUUGGAAGAGAAAAGUUGGCUUGGGACAAGAUAGUGCUCAAAACAUUCAUUCAAGGUUGGGUAUGAGUUCCUGGAUUUUGUGAUCUAAAGAUGUAGUCACAGGUUUUGGUGUACGGAAUAAAAGGACAAGGUAGUGAACAAAGAGUAAAUAAUUCUAUUAUGAGUAUAGAAUAGAGAAUAGGUGAUUAGCCAGUCUAGAUGAACAAGACUUCAAAACUAAGAUGUAAGAUAGAUUAUUUGUUUCUUGGUAAAUACACAUUGGUCAUCAUCGAACCAUAUGGAAAACUUGCUACUGUAGACUUGGCUUGCUUAAAGUUUGUUAAUCAACAACAAAAGAAUUAAGGCUUUGCAGUUACUAUGGAGAAAAGAUAAUUGAAAUAAAGUUAGAUGAGAAAUGUUUAGUUAGGUAUGAGUUUCAAAAGAGGAAUACAUAAUCAAUAAACCUGUUGUAAUUUCCUCUUGUGUGAUGGGUUUUUUUCUGUUUUUGAAGACCAUGGGUUUUAGUGAUUGUUUUUAGAAAUUUGUAACUUGUGGCUAUGAGGUAAUUUUUUUCUUACUUAGAGAACUUUGUCUUAGUUGGUGUUAAAAGGCUAAGAGAAAAAAAAGUUGUUGGGGCUCACUUGUUGGAGCUUGUUUCAUCCACCAAGUAUAUGAGCAGGAGCCUGCUUUACAUCAUCACCAACCCCACGUGCCCUCCUUGGAUCAUUGAUGUAGCUUGUCUUCAACAUCCUAAUAUCAAUUAAUGUUGCAUUAUAAAGGAAAUAAGUAAAAAUAAAUUAGUUUCUAUUACA
Messenger RNA from Grammomys surdaster, 8559 nucleotides. RefSeq names its product interferon-induced very large GTPase 1. The record is from RefSeq and is a predicted model, not a curated record. The coding region runs from base 65 to 7357 and encodes 2430 amino acids. Gene Ontology annotation, molecular function: GTP binding. Lineage: Eukaryota; Metazoa; Chordata; Mammalia; Rodentia; Muridae. The transcript has 2 exons.